Messenger RNA from Gigantopelta aegis, 1782 nucleotides. Its product is annotated as proto-oncogene tyrosine-protein kinase receptor Ret-like. The coding region runs from base 1 to 1782 and encodes 593 amino acids. Gene Ontology annotation, molecular function: ATP binding; transmembrane receptor protein tyrosine kinase activity. Gene Ontology annotation, biological process: multicellular organism development; positive regulation of kinase activity; protein phosphorylation. The record is from RefSeq and is a predicted model, not a curated record. The transcript is spliced from 13 exons. NCBI's taxonomy places the organism in Eukaryota, Metazoa, Mollusca, Gastropoda, Neomphalida, Peltospiridae. Gene Ontology annotation, cellular component: axon; signaling receptor complex.
AUGUCCCCCUUCUUCCAGACGUGCACGCCGGCCAUGGACACCUGCGUUGAUGGCGCCUGCGACGACGUGGAACGUCUCAACAAGUUCAUCUGUCCACAAGACUGCACGAAGGUUGGUCCGCGUGGGGAGUGGUUGAAAAACAGCCUGACUGGUCAAGGCAUCGCCCAGGCCAAGGGCACGUGCUGGUGUGACCACAACGCGAUCUGCACGUGCGCCAGCGACUACCAGAACGUGACGACGACGACACACACCCCACUACAGGGCUACCGGCAACUGACGGAACGGGUCACCAAGGCAGACAUUACGGAAAUGGUGGAGAUGAAAAUUGAGAAACUGGAGUCGUGUAACAAGAUUUGUAAGAUUGUCGUCGCCUCCUCGGUCGCGGGGCUUCUCAUCAUGGCGCUGGUGGGCUUCUCCCUGUGCUGGCAGCGCCGUCACCGACAACGUCGUUCUCAAGGUUUGAAAGACGUGACCAGCAUCAUCUACAUGACGUCAUUGCCCUCUGACUACGCGGAGGAUCGCGAGCGCCGUCCAUCUAACAUAUCACACCAGUGUUCACCCAGCAAGAACGACGUGGGCGACUUGGACGCGAAGUGGGAGUUCCCCCGCCAACACCUGGUUCUGGAGGAGACCCUGGGGGAGGGGGAGUUUGGUCAGGUGGUCAAGGCGCGGGCCUGGGGGCUGGAAGGGGACGAGAAGUGGAGCCAAGUGGCGGUGAAGAUGCUCAAACCAGAUGCAACUGGUUCUGAGUUCCAGGACCUCUGGUCUGAGUUAAAUCUACUUAAAGAAGUCAAUCAUCCGAACGUAAUUCGCCUGUUAGGCGCUUGCACACAAUCAGGACCAUUCUAUGUGAUAGUUGAGUUCUGCCAGUUCGGAUGUCUGAAGAGUUAUCUGCGCAGCGCGCGAUUCAACGGACGUCCUAGCUGGGACGAGAGGCAGGACGCUUCCGGCUGUAACCGGAAACGGAACCCCAUCACACUCUCGCUUUCGCAUUUGCUGUCGUUUGCGUGGCAGAUAGCAAAAGGCAUGGAGUAUAUUUCUAUCAUGAAGUUGAUUCACCGUGACCUGGCCGCUCGUAAUAUCCUGGUGGCCGAGGACAACUUAGUGAAGAUCUCCGACUUCGGGCUUAGUCGGGAUGUGUACGAAGCCGAUACCUACCUGAAGAUGAGCAAGGGUCGGAUUCCCGUGAAGUGGAUGGCCCCCGAAUCGCUAUACGCUCAGAUCUACACCACGAAGAGUGACAUAUGGUCAUUUGGAAUAGUACUAUGGGAAAUCACUACACUUGGCGCCAACCCGUACCCGGGCAUAGUUCCUGAGCGACUGUUCAGUCUCCUCAAGACCGGAUACCGGAUGGACAGACCGGAUGACUGCACAGAGGAAAUGUACGCCGUGAUGCAGAAAUGUUGGAAGACCGCACCAGAACAACGUCCUUCAUUCACAUUACUCGCCAACAUCCUCGACAGCAUGCUACAACAACACAGGGAAUACUUGGAGCUGAGCAAUGAAGUUACCUAUACAGAAACCGUUUCAUGCAAUGAAGAAGACAGAAACGACCUUGAUGACGUCGAAAACGGAUAUGGCAGUAUCAGCCGAAUUUCGCCGACCCCGAGUCAUCUGACGGAAAUACCCGAGUCUCCGGAAGAUAACGAGCUGAGUGACUGUGAAGAAUAUGAUGCCUUUCUGCCGAAACCGGAUCAGUCGUCGGCAGCCCCCAAGAACACCCCGUCCGCCCUGAAAACGUGGGGUCUGCACGUAUCUGCUGCUGGCAAUAUGUCCACAUAA